Osmia bicornis bicornis is the source of this 1320-nucleotide messenger RNA. RefSeq lists its product as uncharacterized. Bases 1 to 1320 code for a protein of 439 amino acids. The record is from RefSeq and is a predicted model, not a curated record. Lineage: Eukaryota; Metazoa; Arthropoda; Insecta; Hymenoptera; Megachilidae. The transcript has a single exon.
AUGUUUGGUAAUUACAUCGACGCAUUUCAAGAUUCUGUGAAGGAACGCGUAAAAUUGCGGGAACGUAUACAGAGGUUGCGAAAUCAAUUCGAAACUUUCAACGCGGUUCAAGACGAAUUAGCUCUUAUCGACAAUUUUGACGAAGCCGAAAACGAACGUCAAACUACGACAGAUCAAUUUGAUGACAUAAUGACCAACGCGAUCGUAUUGUUAGAACGUUUUGAGCGAUCCGCAACUCCAUCUCCACAGCUGCCAAUCGAUCCGAUGUUAAGAGGAUCACCAGCGCCAUCGUCAUCGAUGUUUUCACUGCUGGUUCACUUAACGAAAAUCGAUCUUCCGAAAUUUGACGGCCGAAUCGAAACCUGUGUAACGUUUAAAGACGCAUUUAACACUUUAAUCCAUGUACAACCUGGUCUGAGUCGCAUUCAGAAGUUACAUUAUCUCAAACUUUCAUUGUCCGGACGAGCUGAAGACGCUAUCGCAGCUUUUACUAUUACCGAGGAUAAUUACGAUGCUGCGUGGAAUCACUUGUCUGAAAUUUACGACAAUAAACGGGCACUCGUUUUGCGUCACGCCGCCCUUUUACGAGAUACACCCGCGAUGUCUGACGAUUCUUCGGAGGCAAUUCGAGACCUCGCGAAUCACAUGCAACUCCACAUUCGAUCGUUACAUGCAUUAGGUAGGUCGCGGGAAGAUAUAGCAAACGAUUUGCUAUCGAGCAUCGUAAUUUCGAAGAUGGGACCGGAUACGCGACGGACGUGGGAACGCACUUUAAAUAACACCGAGGUACCGAAGUUGGAUGAUAUUUUUAAGUAUCUACACAACGCAUCGCAUCAAACAAAGGAGUAUCAAGCGGCAACUCUUAAACCACGAUCGCAUCAAUUACCGGAAAACAUAAAACCACGAUCAGCUCCUUCGCGUUCGUACAAUUUGCGUUCACACGCACCCCCUUCGUAUAAUCGUCAGCAGGUUUUCGUGACGAAUAAACCAAGUCCACGCACGUCGCCAAUUACUCAAGCACGUCAAUCGACUGCUACCACUAACGUCGAGUCAGCAUCUUCCCGAACAAAGAGGUCUGUCGCCGAAAACGACUGUAAAAUUUGUUUUGGACAACACGCCGCGUAUCGAUGUCCAAAAUUCAUUGAGAUGGAGGUCGUGCAACAUAUCGAAGCCGCGAAAAAGGCACAAUUAUGUAUGAAUUGCCUUCGGUCCGAUCAUCCGACGGAAAAUUGUAAUUUCGGAAAUUGUCGCGUCUGCAAUCAAGCGCAUAACACGAAGCUGCAUCAGGACACGCAAACGACCACGGCAACGAGAAUCUGA